This is a messenger RNA of Argiope bruennichi, 2606 nucleotides long. It is a transcript of the gene Nsun5, whose product is annotated as 28S rRNA (cytosine-C(5))-methyltransferase-like. The record is from RefSeq and is a predicted model, not a curated record. NCBI's taxonomy places the organism in Eukaryota, Metazoa, Arthropoda, Arachnida, Araneae, Araneidae. The coding region runs from base 84 to 2465 and encodes 793 amino acids. Gene Ontology annotation, cellular component: nucleolus. Gene Ontology annotation, biological process: rRNA base methylation. The transcript is spliced from 7 exons. Gene Ontology annotation, molecular function: methyltransferase activity.
AUCACCAGCUUUUCCUCCUAUUAUAUAUCGCUGUUUUAAUAUUGAAAAUCAAAACAAUCAGACGAGUUUUCAGCACGUGGAACAUGGCUAAAGAUUGGGAACAAUUAGGACUUAGACCACAUUUAUCUAAAAAUGAGCGAAUACCCAGGAGUUACAAAGAAGUAGAAAAAGUUCUAAAAGAUGUAAAAGCUUGUAAAGGAAGUCUAAAAACUGUAUUAAAUAAUUCCAGAUUACGUGGACCGGUAUUCAAGAAAGUAUAUUCUUUAGCAGCUAAUGUUCUCAAAUAUAGACACGUUUUAGACAGAAUAAUUCAAGAAACAGAGCUCUUGCAGAAAGAAAAUUUUCUGAGAGAAGACCUUGCUGAAAUAUUAAUAUAUGAAUUAGUCUUUGGAAAAGGUUUACCUGGAGAAAGUCGUCCUGUAACUAUAGUAAAACAAUAUGAAGAUUCUAUUCGUAAAGCUUAUGAAGAUACAAAGAAAGAUGGCAACUUAAAAGUUGAAGGAUUACAAUCCUUGCCUAAGUAUGUUCGUGUCAAUACUCUCCUCACUACAGUGUCUGAUGUUUUGAAAAACUUGAGGAAAGAAGGAUAUAAAGAAAUUUAUUAUGGAGAAAACACAUCAGAAAAAGAUUAUUUAGAUUUAGUCAGGAAUUUGGAAACUGGCAAUUUCCUAAUUGAUUACCAUUUUAAGGAUCUUCUUGUGUUUGCAAGCUCUGAGAAUUUAACUACAUGGUCUCUUUAUCAGAAACGUCAUGUGUACAUACAUGACAAGUCAAGUUAUAUACCAGUUUUUGCUCUUGAUCCUAAACCAGGAAAUGUGGUAAUAGAUGCUUGUGCUGCACCAGGAAUGAAAACCAUACAUAUAGCUGCUGCUAUGGAGAAUAAUGGAAAGAUCUAUGCAUAUGAAAAAAAUCAGCAUCGGUUUCAUAUUUUAAAAGACAUGUUGAGUCAUACUAAUAUUGAAAUCUGUGAAACUGAAUGCGAGGACUUUUAUUUGGUAAAUACAAAUGAUCCAAAGUUUUAUAACCUUGAUUGCAUACUAGUAGAUCCAUCGUGUUCUGGAUCUGGUAUGGUUAAUCGCAUGGACACUGUGACAGAUACUGAAGAUUCUAAAAAUAAAUUUCGUUUACAGAAGUUGGCUGGAUUUCAGAUUUUGCUGUUGAAACAUGCCUUAACUUUUCCAUCUGUCAAAAGGGUUGUAUAUUCUACUUGUUCUAUUUCUGAAGAAGAGAAUGAAUAUGUUGUUCACGAAGUCUUAAAUCAAUUCUGCCGUAUUUUUAAACUAGUUAGUGUGAUGCCUAAUUGGCCAAUUAGAGGAUCUGACAAUUAUGAAUUUGGAAGAUUAUGUUUGAGAGCUUAUCCUGAAGAAACCUUAACUAAUGGUUUCUUUGUAGCCAUGUUUGAAAGAUUAGAUUAUGAUGAGCAGUUAAAUAUGUCCAGACCUAUCUCAGAUAAGUCCUCUAAAAGAAAGAGAAAAAGGAAAGAAAAUUUGGAUGAAAGAGAUAAUAAUAGUAACAAUAUGGAACAUAUUGUUUCCGAAGAGCAAGACCAUCAACAGUUUUUUGAAGAGCAAAACAAUCCACCUCACAAUAUGUCCAAAAAGAAGAAAAAGGAAUAUUCUUUUGAACAUUCUUUAAACCAAAAUUGUGAUGAAACUAAAGAUGAAUGUGUUCAGUUGGAAAAUGCUAAAGUGAAAAACAAAAGGCAUGCAGAUGAAACUGAUGAUAAAUUGGAAUCAACACUUAGUUUUUCAGAAAAUGAUCCAAAUAUUUCUUCUGUGAGUAGUAAAAAUAAGAAAGAAAAAAAUUCCAAGAAAAGAGAAACUUUGCAAACAGAAGAUGGUGAAAAUAGUGAAAACAAUGCCACUGAAUAUAAGAAUACUGAUUUUUCAAAUUCUGACUUAGUCAGCUGCUUUUCUAAUCAAAAAAAGAAGAAGAAAAAGAAACAUAAAAAAGAAGUAUUUAGCUGUGAUGAAGAAGAAUAUGAUAAAAGGAAAGAUAGUACAGAACAAGUUAUCUUUGAAAAUGAAUUAGAUUUAAGGGAAUCAGAAAUAAAAACAAAAAAGCAUAAACACAAGAAGAAGCAUUCCAAAGAAAAAGUUGAAGCGCAUGAUGAAUGUAUAGCAAAAAAUAGUUAUCCAGAGUAUGAAAUGACUUCUGAGUUAGAAGAUAUAACAUCUAAAAAGAAACAUAAGAAGAAGCAUAGUAAAAAAGAAACAGUUGAGUUAAGCCAUGAAAUAUCUGAAAUUUCAGUAAAUGUUCCGAAAAAUUCAUGUUGUCGUGAUGAAGAUACAUUGGUUUCCAUUAGUAUUCAUCACAAAAAGAUGAAACAUAGCAUUUUUGAACACACACAGGAUAUGGAAUUGAGUAAUGAAAAGCUUAAUAAAACAGAACAGGAUGUUGAAGAAAUCUCUUUUAAAAAGAAGCAUAAAAAGAAAUGUAAGGAUAAAAGAACUAAAGAAGAAUAAAACAUUUUUCAUUCCAAAAUAUUUUUGAAUGAAUGAAUCCUUUAAGAUAUUACAUAUUCCACUAUUUUAGUGUGUCUUUAAUCUAGCUGUUAAUAUGUAAAUUGUUCUACUUUUUUUGGACCAUGUGAAUAAAUAAAGUAA